Molecule: messenger RNA, 3407 nt
Organism: Suillus fuscotomentosus
Lineage: Eukaryota; Fungi; Basidiomycota; Agaricomycetes; Boletales; Suillaceae
Product: RTC4-like domain-containing protein
Exons: 6
Coding region: 49-3186 (1045 amino acids)
Source: RefSeq, a predicted model, not a curated record
CGUGUCACCAUCCACAUUACCUCAGCAGUGGCUGGCUGAUAGCCGAAGAUGGAACGCAUUGAGACCGAAUUCGAGAGGAAGAAAACUGACAUAUUCUCAGACACAACCCAUAGAAUGCCAGAGCGCCCAUUCUCUGUUCAGUCAGGCAAGGGUCGAGGCCAUGAAGACUUGGGGUCCUCGUUUGCUCCAUCCCAACCAGUGCGAAGCAAGGCGGCCGGCAGCAAAGUCAAGCCUGCCGCGUCGCGUCCUAUCACGAACAGUAUGGAACAUGCUCUUAGUGACAGUGAUGACGAGCUGUUAUUAUCUGAAGGUGCUCAACCAUUGGACUUAGACUUGUCACCUAAACAUAAACUUGAACGCGUUGUUCGCCGCGGCAAGACAACAGUGUCGGUGCCUCAGAAAUCCGGUCUUGCUCCAAACGAUCAUCCGUAUCACCCGGAUUACCCUCCUCGAAAAAAUAAAUUCCCCAGUUUCACGAAGAUCAAGAAGGAGUCGCAGGUAGAAGAGGGUAUUCCGGAUUUGCCUCCAUCAUCAUCUUUUCCCGAUGCAGACGACUCUCAAGAACUAUUCAGACCAAUAUCCGACGACAAAGCCUCUCAGACAAAGCCUGCAACCAAGCCGAAGAAAGAGAUGGGCACGACCUUUGCGCGUCCGGGUCCAGGAAGGAACUCUGUAUCCAGGAAGACGGCCAAUUCAUCACUGACUAGAGAAGGCGGACUUCCCAAGCGCGUUACUAAGGCCCGAGCUGUGAAGGCUGAGGGCUCAGUUGUUCGUGGUCGGAGUCCCGAAGCAACUCCGCGUGCUAGCGGGCAGCCUCGACCAUUCCCUUUGGGUGGUCAUUCCUCUGUAUAUGGUGGGGGCUCACGCGCUUCUGAUGCUUCUCCUCCUUGGAAGAGUUCUCGAGAGCCCUCAGCAGCGAAAAAGGAAAAUGCAAAUAUACCUACAUGCAAGCCGAAGGAGAAGACAAGCGUACUACCACGUGAACCUAAUGCUCCUUUCCCCGCGGGCCCUCAGCCGCAGGAGAAGACAAAUGCACUGUCACGUCAACACGGCGCUCCUUUCCCUAUGAGCCCUCUGGGAAAGUCAAAUCUUCCGAAGCAGCAACUCCUCGGACCUACGGGAUUCAGCCCCUUUCCACUAUCUUCGCACAAUUCGAAGCCAGGCCUCGCUCACUCAGAGACACUUGGAAACUUCCCUGUGCCUUCCCCAUUGGCUUCCCCAGUGCAACAACCCUCGCGGGAUAAGGGGAAGAGACGUGCACUAACUUCUGAUCAGGACGAAGACGACGGUGAAAUUGCUAUAAACCACCGCGAUACUGUACGGACCAAUGUGGCCCUUAGACCCUUCCCCGUGAGCUCAACCAAAAUCAAAACUUGCACAUCGGCCAUGAAGUCCAAGCGAGCUUCGGAUGAUAGCGAUGGAGAGCACGGGCGAAGAGCCAAGAGACACAAAGAAGAAAAAUUAAGGCUGACUCAGGGUGCAGAUGAAUACCUGGAUGAGGACUCGUUUGAAACAGACAGAAUGCUUGAUCCUUCUACACUUUGCCCGUACUGUGAUGAACCACUGCCGCGUAAUCCAACUCCACAACUGAUGAAUCUUUUGUCGGCUGCGAAGCGGAAGUCAUACCCAGACCCGCGUCCUCGAAAUUCUCGCGGGCUUAAGGCUCCUCUAGGAAUUUACAUCGCAGCUUGUCAGCGACAUCACUUCGAAACGCACUCCUUGCCUGAAGCUAUGGAGAAGGGAUGGCCACAAAGUAUCGACUUCAAGAAGGUACCGAAGAGGAUUGAGAGGAUGAGGGGCGCGCUUGAAGCUAUAAUCAGCGAUUGCCGCAUCCACAAUGACAAUGAGGAUUCUGUGGACGAUGAUGUCAAGGGUCCUCGAGCACGAAGUGACUUCUGGAGAGAAAUCAAGAAGCAAAUUAAGAAACAAGGCAGUCGAACGGUUACUGGUGUGAAGGGCCAGUUUACCAAUUUUGAAAAGACUCAGCCUGGAUACUAUGGUGAACUCGGCUUGUUGAUCAUACAUCAAACGCUCUACAAUCUCUUCCCCUUGUCAUCAUUUGAACCUUCCUCGAUAGCCCCUCUCACACCUGCGGAGUUCAUUCAGCUCGUACUGAUCCCCGAAACUGCAGUAGGGCUCAUCAUGCAAGACCUUUGUCUCGACAGGGACGACGCAAUUGUGACCCUCCGUGAAAGCUCGCAGUAUGGUGUUGCCAUGUUCCCCGAUACUGGUUUUGGUAAGGGCGCGGCAACCGGUGAUGAUGAUGACGAUGAGGGUGUUGCGGAUCGCAUUGUUAUGGAACGUGCCAAAGCCAGAAGGUUGGAGCUUGAAGAAGAAGAGAAGCUUGAGGAGCAGAUGUGGAAAGAGGAGCAGGAGAAGCGUAAGUGCGCAGCCCAGAUGGAGAGGAAAGAGAAAGCUCGCCAGCGGGCAGAGCAACUGAAGAAAUCGAAGGAGCUUGCGCGGCAUUCCUCUCAUGAAGUUAGCGAAGCGAGCGAGUCGGCAACCCGACGCAGGCCGUUGACGAACACUGUGAAACCUGGGUCAGGAACAACUACGGACUCCGGGACCGACGACAUGUCUGUGUAUAGUUCGACGAGCCGGCGAUCUAUGCGCUCUAGGACAGGCGCUAGGAUGAUAUACCGCACCACUUCUGCCAAGUCUGAUUCUUCCAACAUGCAGAUUUCAGAUGACAACACCAUAGAGAUCAUGGACGAAAACGAACAGCCCCGAGUCAGACGGCCAACCACGCAUGCAGUUCUUAGUGCCAAUGACAUUGGCCAACACUCUGAUGCUGCAUCGUCGUCGAAAACAAAAACUCGCACCAGGCGGUCGAAGAAUCCCAAAGGCAACGAUCAUGACGCAGAUGUGGAUGUCGGCAAUACGCCUUUGAAUCCUGUUCCCGAGAUUGACGAAGAAUCUACUCCGCGACCACAUAGGUCGAAAUUUCCAACUGUACUACGCCCGCACCCUACUUUAUUUGGAGGUACAACUGCAAUUAAACUUCCUCUCCAAGUUGCUAGAUCAAGAACAACAACAAGUGCCACGUCGGACGAGUGGCGUAACAAUCUCAUGCCUGGUGCUUCUGAAGCUGAGGAAUCGGAUGACUUGCAAGUAAUCCAAUCGUCCCUGGACAGUCCUGAUUGGCUACUCCGUUCAACGUCGUCGUCGUCAUCAUCAUCGCCGUAACGGCAGUAAUAUUGCACCGUCACUGACUAUCUCUUGCAAGGCUACAUAGUAUUAAUUUUCAUUGACAAGUUCGAUGCCUUUUUGAUGUGCAUUGCAAUCACCGAUUGGACCAGUUUCACGUAAUUACUUACUGCCAUACAUUCACGAUUACCAGUAUGUACAAAGUCUUACCUAGAGAUCCAUCCAUAGUAACAAUACUAAAAUACUUAGAUUUAUAUAAU